Molecule: messenger RNA, 927 nt
Organism: Triticum turgidum subsp. durum (durum wheat)
Lineage: Eukaryota; Viridiplantae; Streptophyta; Magnoliopsida; Poales; Poaceae
Source: the annotation of a GenBank genome assembly
AUGGAGGCGAGGAAGAGCGCGCCGGGGCAGCCCUGGUCGGACGGCGAGACCAUGCACCUCAUCGACGUCUACGAGGACCGCUGGACCAGGCUGCGCCGGGGCCAGCUCAAGGCGCACCAGUGGGAGGACGUGGCCGCCGACGUCACCCGCCGCUGCGGCGGCCAGCGCAAGACCGGCACCCAGUGCCGCCACAAGCUCGAGAAGCUCCGCAAGCGCUACCGCACCGAGGCCGCCCGCCCCGUCACCUCCCUCUGGCCCUUCUUCCGCCGCAUGGAGCGCCUCGAGCGCGGCCCCGUCCCCGUCUCCACCAACUCCUUCCCCGCCUCCCCGCCCGCCUCCGACGACGACCAAGACCAAGACCAGGACCACGACCUGGACCUGGACCUGGACCAGGAGGAGGAAGAAGAAGAUGAAGAAGAGGAAGAGGAUGGCGAGGAGGACCAAGAAGAGGAGGAGGAGGAGCAAUUGCUCGUCGCCAGAAACAGGAGCAUCAACGGCCUCGUGCGCGACGCCGGCGGGUUCAGGGGCCAUCAGCAGCAGCAGCAGCGGCGGCGCCCGUCGCCGCCUGCUGUCACGCUGUCCACCGCGCCUCCACGCAAGAGGGUCUCCUAUGAGGCCGCCAUGUUCCAGUCCAAGGCCGCCGCUGCAGACAGGGUCAAGGCUGAGGAGGCUCCCGCCGUGGACCACCACUCCGUCGCAGGCGUGUUGAGGGACAUCGGCGAGGGAAUCAAGCGGCUGGAGAGGCGGAGAAUGGAGGUGCAGUGGGAGAUUGAGCGGGGGUGGAAGGAGACGGAGGCCCGCAGUAAUCAGAUGCUCCAGGACGCCCAGCGGCAGUUACAGGACACUCUCGCCACACUGCCGCCGACGGGGAAGAAGGCCAGGAGGGACCAUGGCAGCAGUGCAGACGGCUUGCAGGAGGCUAGCUAG